Messenger RNA from Iphiclides podalirius (scarce swallowtail), 1932 nucleotides. The record is from the annotation of a GenBank genome assembly. NCBI's taxonomy places the organism in Eukaryota, Metazoa, Arthropoda, Insecta, Lepidoptera, Papilionidae.
AUGGCUCGAAGGUGGCAUUUUUUAAAUGUUCUGUGCUCAUUAAUACUUGUUAAUAGCGUGAACACUGAAGGAGAGAGGUCCGCUUGGAAAUGGGGCUGCGACAACGGGAAAUGCGUGAAAUCGCUAAUUGACGCGCACAGCAGGGAACCAGCGCUAAGUUUGGAGGCGAUAAGGUAUCGCAAGCAUGAACAGGCUAUUUCUAGCGUGAACACUGAAGGAGAGAGGUCCGCUUGGAAAUGGGGCUGCGACAACGGGAAAUGCGUGAAAUCGCUAAUUGACGCGCACAGCAGGGAGCCAGCGCUAAGUUUGGAGGCGUGCAAGAUGUUCUGCAAUGAAUACGGCCUACUAUGGCCGCGGCCCACUGGCGAAGCACAACUUGGAAAUUUCCUCUCGAAGAUCAAUUUGAACAACAUAGAUUUGCAGAUACCAAACAAAGGUAGAACUGACUCGCUUAUGGAUGAGGCUGGCCAGAGGUUCAGACAGAUUGUGUCCUUGUCGGUGCCCAACGGGCUGAAGGCGAAGGCGAGCGGCAAAGCGCUGACCGUCUACCUGGUCAACGAGAAUCCUGACGUAAGAGAGUUCUCGCUGGACAUGGACGAGAGCUACACGCUGAGCGUCUCCCCGUCCUCCGCCGACCGGCUGAACGCCACCAUCGUGGCGAGCACCUACUUCGGCCUCAGGCACGGCUUGGAGACGCUCUCGCAGCUGAUAGUCUACGACGACAUCCGGGACCACCUCUUGGUCGUUAGGGACGUGAACAUCAGCGAUAAGCCGGUAUACCCAUACCGUGGUAUACUCCUCGACACCGCAAGAAACUACAUCACCGUCGAUGCGAUAAAGUCUACUAUUGACGCGAUGGCGGCCGUUAAGCUCAACACGUUCCACUGGCACAUCACCGAUAGCCAGAGCUUCCCCUUCGUAUCCGAGCGGGAGCCGCGCCUAAGCAAGCUCGGCGCCUACACUCCAAACAAGGUCUACACGAAGGAAAUAAUCAAGGAAGUGGUGAACUACGGCCUGGUGAGGGGGGUGCGAGUGUUGCCAGAGUUCGACGCACCGGCCCACGUGGGCGAGGGUUGGCAAGACACCAAUCUGACAGUCUGCUUUAAGGCUGAACCGUGGGCCUCUUACUGCGUGGAGCCCCCCUGCGGCCAACUUAACCCGGCCAGGGAGGAGCUCUACGACCGGCUGGAGCACAUUUACAUGGAUAUGGCAGACGCCUUCCGGCCGGACAUGUUCCACAUGGGCGGGGACGAGGUCAGCGAGAGGUGCUGGAACAGCUCCGAGGAGAUCAGGCAGUUCAUGGUGCAGAACAGGUGGGAGCUGGACAAGGCGAGCUACCUCAAGCUGUGGAACUACUUCCAGACCAAGGCCCAGGACAGGGCUUACAAGGCGUUCGGAAAGAGGCUCCCUCUGGUGCUCUGGACCAGCACACUCACGGAUUACACUCACGUCGAAAACUUCCUAAACAAGGACGACUACAUCAUUCAGGUAUGGACCACGGGAUCCGACCCCCAGAUCUCGAACCUUCUGCGGCGGGGCUAUCGCCUGAUCAUGUCCAACUACGACGCCCUCUACCUCGAUUGCGGAUUCGGCGCUUGGGUGGGAAGCGGAAAUAACUGGUGUUCGCCGUACAUCGGAUGGCAGAAGGUGUAUGACAAUAGCCCUAAAGCAAUGGCGGGCCCGCACAGCGAUCUGAUACUCGGGGGCGAGGCGGCGCUGUGGACCGAGCAGGCGGACUCCACCACGCUGGACGGCCGCCUGUGGCCCCGCGCGGCCGCCAUGGCGGAGCGCCUCUGGGCAGAGCCGAGCAGCGAUUGGCACGAAGCCGAGCACAGGAUGCUCAACGUCAGGGAACGCUUGGUGCGCAUGGGAAUCAAAUCGGAAUCUCUCGAGCCAGAAUGGUGCUAUCAAAAUGAGGGAUACUGUUAUCAU